Lachancea lanzarotensis is the source of this 1665-nucleotide messenger RNA. RefSeq names its product LALA0S03e10352g1_1 (gene DED81). Gene Ontology annotation, cellular component: cytoplasm. The transcript has a single exon. The record is from RefSeq and is a predicted model, not a curated record. Gene Ontology annotation, biological process: asparaginyl-tRNA aminoacylation. The coding region runs from base 1 to 1665 and encodes 554 amino acids. Gene Ontology annotation, molecular function: ATP binding; nucleic acid binding; asparagine-tRNA ligase activity. NCBI's taxonomy places the organism in Eukaryota, Fungi, Ascomycota, Saccharomycetes, Saccharomycetales, Saccharomycetaceae.
AUGCCUUUUUACAUCGACGAAUCUGUUGGUGUUGAUGACGUGAGUGUCUCUGGUUCUGAACAACAACCAUUUAAAAGCGCUGCAUAUGCAUUGUUCACGGCCCGUGAAUCAAGCGAAGAACCAAAGCUUUUGGUAUUCAAGCGGGACCCUGAAAAUGGCGACGGAUUUGUGGAAAUCUCGGCAAGCGCGCUAAAGAAAGCCCGCAAAGGUAGCGAGGGUCUAGUGAAAAAGCAGGCUAAGCAGAUUGAGCAAGAGAGAAGAAAGCAGGAACAGGAGGAGAAAGAGGCUGCAAGGAAACUUGAAGCCUUGAACAUCCGCAUAGAGCAAGAUACUUCCCUACCAGAAGCGAGAAAAUACAAAGUCGCAAAGACCUACGAGGCCGCCGGUGAAAGAGUAAAAGUUUCUGGUUGGAUCCACAGGCUGCGUUCGGGCAAAAACCACGUUUUUGUUGUGUUGAGAGAUGGUAGCGGUUACCUACAAGCCGUCCUCACUGGUGAUUUGGCCCUUGCCCACCAGACUUCUACCUUGACUUUAGAAUCGACUGUUACACUGUAUGGUACGAUCAGUAAGCUCCCCGAGGGGAAAGUUGCCCCUGGCGGCGUCGAACUACUCGUCGAUUUCUACGAGAUCGUCGCCUUGGCACCAUCGGGUGAAGAUGCCUUCACCAACAAAAUUGCCGAGGGAGCCGAUCCAUCUUUACUCUUGGACCAACGUCAUCUUGCUCUUCGAGGCGAAACCCUGUCUGGCGUUAUGAAGGUACGGGCUGCAUUUCUCCGUUCCAUACGUCGGUUCUAUGAUGAAGAAGCCAUUCUUGAAGUCACACCACCUUGCAUGGUUCAAACUCAAGUGGAAGGUGGCUCUACUCUUUUCAAGCUUGGCUACUACGGUGAAGAAGCGUUCCUAACACAAUCUUCUCAACUAUACUUGGAGACUUGUUUGGCCAGCCUUGGUGAUGUUUACUGCAUUCAAGAAUCUUUCAGGGCUGAGAAAUCUCAUACCAGAAGACAUUUGUCAGAAUACACUCACAUUGAGGCCGAGCUUUGUUUCUUGAACUUUGACGACUUGUUAGGUCAUCUCGAAAGACUCAUUACCAAGACCAUCAAAUACGUUUUGGAAGAUCCUGUUGCUGGACCACUUGUGAAGCAGUUGAACCCUUCAUUUGAAGCACCCACAAUGCCAUUCAUGAGAUUGGAAUAUAAAGAUGCCAUCACUUGGUUAAAUGAACACGAUAUCAAGAACGAGGAGGGUGAGACGUUCAAAUUCGGAGAUGACAUUGCAGAAGCUGCGGAAAGAAAAAUGACCGACACCAUCGGCCUUCCAAUUUUCUUGACAAAGUUCCCUGUUGAGAUAAAAUCCUUUUACAUGAAACGUUGUCCUGAUGACGAGCGUGUCACAGAGUCGGUCGACGUCCUGAUGCCAAACGUUGGUGAAAUUACUGGUGGUUCGAUGAGAAUUGAAUCCACUGAAGAGCUAAUGGCAGGUUUCGCUCGUGAGGGAAUCAGCGCAGACCCUUACUACUGGUUUGUCGACCAAAGAAAGUAUGGUUCAUGUCCUCAUGGCGGUUACGGUAUUGGUACUGAACGUAUCUUAGCAUGGCUCUGUGAUAGAUACACCGUCAGAGACUGCUCUCUGUAUCCCCGUUUCACCGGCAGAUGCAAGCCUUGA